Molecule: messenger RNA, 4834 nt
Organism: Microcebus murinus (gray mouse lemur)
Lineage: Eukaryota; Metazoa; Chordata; Mammalia; Primates; Cheirogaleidae
Gene: AKAP7
Product: A-kinase anchoring protein 7
Cellular component (GO): cytosol
Molecular function (GO): protein kinase A regulatory subunit binding
Source: RefSeq, a predicted model, not a curated record
GCUCAGGCUAGUCUUGAACUCCUGACCUCAAGUGCUCCUCCUGCCUUGGCCUCUCAGAGUGCUGGGAUUACAGGAGGGAGGGCCACUGUACCUGGUCUAUAUUUUAUUCUUAAUUGCACAUUUUCAGAAGCAGUGCCAACAGGGAAUAAUAAAGUUAAGUUGGUAAGGUUCAUCACAAGAAUGUUAUCCUCCUGGGCUCUGCGUUCUAGUGUGGGGCCUUUUCAUUUAUAGGUAGAUGCAUAAAUAUUAACUCAAGAUGGCAGCUAGCAGGGCACAGACUUGGAAGACACGGUGGCAAGAUUGCCACUUGGUGCUAAGAACACUGGGGUGCAUAUAGAUGCUGUCAUGGCAAUCUGUUCUCUUCUUCCUCUCCUCCCAAAUACGAUCUACUUUGCAGUAACAAAUUAUAGACUUUAUAAUGAAUUACCUGAUUUACAAGUGAAGAUAUGAAAACUCUGACAAAGAGGUCCAGGUUUCAUAACUGUAAAUUCCUGAGAGAUCUGGGAUUCAAACCCUUGAUUUUUCUGAUUGUAAAGGUUUUAUCAGUACACCAAUGCUGGUGUGAUUGGGAAAUGCCAGGAGUUGCUCAUUUUCCUCAGUGAAGAAUGUUCACUGCAUAUUUUUCUUUUAACACAAAAAGUAAUGUUUAGGAUAAUUGUUCACUGGUUGUCAGACUAUUUCCUUUGUUCUUUUGAUCACAAAAUCAUAUAAUUUUAGCACUGUAGAAGAUCUUAAUAUUUCAGCUGCCUUAUUUUUAGAUGAAGAAACUGAGGCCCAGGGAGGACCAAGGACUUGUCUGGUGUUUCUCAGCUGGUUAGUAGCAAUAUUAAGGGCAGGAAGGGCCCCAUGCUGUGUCAUGUCUCCAAUGUUCAAAGUACACUCUCAGUUCUGAUUUUACCUUUUUUAGGGCUAUAGGCCAUUUAUUUGCUUUCUAGUAUUAAUAGGUUCAUAUUAUUGCUUUUAGGACUAUUUUACAUACAAAAUUAUAUUUUAUAUUUACGUGUUGGUGAAUUUGACAGGGAAUAUUGGAACAACUUACUGUUAAUUUACAGGCUGAUAAGCUGUGAAGAAAUAAAACUGGUUAUAAAAAUGGAAUUUCACUUAAAAUUUUAUGCCAAUUAUAUGAUAGAAUGGAGUGUGCUCUUUAAAUCAAGGCUAAGUAUGCAUUGUAUUUACAUUUUCAAUAGUCUGAAAAACUGAAAGCAAUAUUUAAGUUAUGUAGCAUUUCAAAUGUUAAUUUUAACUAUGCAGAUAGCCCUGCCAGUUUCAUUUAAUCAAUCAAAGCUUUGCUUUUUAUUACAUAGAUCUUCACAAUAUUUCUAAUCUUGGGAAAUCAGAGUGCAUAUUAAUGUACCUGUGAUCCACAGAAACAAUUUACAUUGCUUGAUAACUCUAAAAUACUCCUUGAUAAUUGUAUCAAACUGUAAUUAUCAAAAUUGUUUCUGAAAAAAAGCAUGGGAAGUAUAUUCUAGUGCUUUUCAACUUCUUAAUGAGAUUAAAAAUGCAACAUACAGAAUUUGUAAAAUUGACAACUUUCAUUCUUCCAAACUGUACAUUCUUUUUGUUUGGAUGAGUGUGAAAGUGGACGUAGUAUGUUCAGAACCACUUGAGGUUCUCAGCAUCAUCCUUUAUCCUUCCAACUCCUGGUAAAUAGGUGUGUGUGCCUAGCUAGAAAGUACAGUAAGAAUUUGUAUGGAAUUUCUGGCAUUAAGAGAAUUUUUCAUUCCUAUAGUGUCACAAAGUAAGUCUCUUACCUCUGCAAGAUAACAGAUUUUGAACAAUUACAUGAAAUCCGUUAUUUCAUGUCAUAAAGUACAAGAUAUAGCGUGUCUUAAAAUUAGUUGUUUGUAGCCCCUGAAUUUGUUCAAUCACCUUGUGGCUUCAUACAAAAAGACACCCUAAUCCUUGAUCUUUUUCCCAGUGAUGCAUCUGUGUGUGGGUAAUUUUCUAGGCCAUUGACAUAAUUGAUGCAACAAUUUCAAAAUUCAUAGUAUUGAUUACUGUGUUAGAGGCAUAAGGCAAUUUCAGAAAGCAGGUAUUUGACUUUAAAAGAUAUGCUAUCAUGUGCAGUUAACACUUGAUAGUCACUUUCCUCCCACUUUCCUGUCGUUUCUAUUAUUCAUACAGUUUGUUAGGUAGUUAAUUAUGCUUCAUACAAGUUGUUUUCAGUGUUCUGCUAUGUUGGGUUCCCUAUUCAUAUAGCAAACAAACAACACAACGAUCUCCCAGGGAUAAAAGAAAGCUCUUCCUCUUUAAAUAGCAGACAGAAAAUAAGGGGUUUUUCUGGUGUGAAUUUCCAUGUGUAAUUACUGCAUUUGUCUGCAGGAGAAAGGACUCAUGAUUUUUCUCGGUUAUCUUCCUUAAAGACACCCACAGAUAGCUGUAAAGUGCACGUGGCACUGAUCUGAGACCGGGGGCUCAUGGUUUUGUGAGAAUUAGGCCAAUGUACGGCCACUUCUUUCACUGAAUGCCAGUCCCAGAGCAGUUGCGUUAGGCUGGAGGACUGGAGGUGGAGCCUUUUUUGCUCACCGCAGCGAGUAGCUUCUCUCUCUCCCCUGGAGGCGUGUGCAUUGGCUCUUCAAGCUUGUGUGCUGCUCCGUGGAGUGCAAUAGGCAGGGUGUGCUCGCAGACCGUGCUAUAAACUGCAGUUUCUAUUUGGGGUGCUCUCGGAGAGGAACACCAGGAAAGACAGACAGUACCAGUGCCAUGGGCCAGCUUUGCUGCUUCCCUUUCUCAAGAGAUGAGGAAAAAAUCAGUGAGUUGGAAAGCUCGUCCUCUGCAGUGCUACAGAGAUACAGCAAGGAUGUACCCAGUUGGCCAAGUGGUGAAAAGAGCGGAGGGGAGCCCGAUGACGCGGAACUGGUAAGGCUCAGUAAGAGGCUGGUGGAGAACGCAGUGCUCAAGGCUGUCCAGCAGUAUCUGGAUGAGACACAGAAUAAAAACAAGCCAGGGGAGGGGAACUCUGUGAAAACCGAGGAGGCUGAUCGGAAUGGCAAUGACAGUGAGAACAACAGGAAAUGAGUCCUGAACCAGAACCAGGCUCCUGCCGCUCCGUGGAAAGCAUCCCUGCUCCCCUCUGCUGAGUCUAGAGACUGACUCGCCAUCUGCCAAGUUUCUCUCGUCCAGUCCGUGGAGAUUGCCUAAUAUUUUUGUGAUUGAUGUGUUUGCAUUUCUGAAACACGACGGAAGAGGAAGGGAGUGCUGGGACUGGCAGAGGAAAUUACUCUAUGAAAGAAGAAUGUCCCAAGUUUCACUUCCGCUCUGCCAGGCACAAGGGAGAAGAAGGGAACUUGGGUUUUGCCUCCUGGACACAGGGCCAUGGAAGAGGCCUUGCCAUAAACAGAAUACUGCCAUUUAUCCUGACUAGCAGGGCAUUUGACUACUUUAUCUGAGGCCAAAACUCUCACACACAGCUAUCAAGUGCUAAGUUUAAAAUAAUCACUGUUGAAAUGAUCAUCUGUACUAGUCCAUGUUUCAUGUGUGUCCUAAAUGUGCUCUUGGUAUGCAGUGAUCUUUAUUUAUAGUAAAUUAUGUCUCAUGUAAAUGAUAUAUUUUUGGUGAAAUGCAACCUUUUCUAUAAAGUGUGGGCAACAUUUUAAAGGUUUUUUUUAACCUUAAUUUUGAUAUGUCAGUGUGCCAUAGUUAAUGUUUUUCAUUGGCAUUUGUACUUUAAAUGUAUUAUAUAAUUUUUUUUUCUUAGGCAAGAAACCUAUUGGAAUUCAAGACUUAAUUAAUGAAGCACUGCAUCAAGAAAGGAUGGCUCUGAAGUCCAAAGUGAAACAGAUAAAGGAACUUUUAUUAAAGCCUGAGACUCAGGACAAAAUUAGGAGGGAGCUAUUUGAAGGAAGACUGAUUAACAACAGUAAUCAGGCAAAUGAUGUUGAUUCUGGCAUGACUUUGACAUAAGCUCUACAUUGCUAUUAUGGCAACAGUUUGUGAAAUCUUUUCAGCUUAUUAAAUAACUCUUUGGUAAAUACCAAAGAAGCAUUCUGACAGUGUCUACACAACAGCAAACCAACAUUUGGUAAGGAAUUAAUUUCUUGCCAAAGAAAACUGAUUCAGCCCUAUUACUUUCUGAUCUAAACUUGUGUUGUAAGAAUGUCUGUUUCUGUUAUAUUGAUAGUUGUUUUAUAGAAAUGACUUCUUAAUUAGCUGUUUUGUGAGAUGUUUCUUGGGUCCUUGCAGAUAAAAAUAUAGACUGUGAAAAAAAUCAUUUGCAGACAAAAAAGCCAACAACAGUAUUUAAGGGUCAUUUGCUUCCUGUUAACAUGAUUGUUGUUAAAAACAGCACUGUUCAGGCCCGUCUACAUCUAGUGUUACUUUUAAUGAAAAUUUGAAUGUUUAUUGAACAUUAGUACUUGAAUGAACAUUUAUAAAUGUAAUUAUUGCAAUCAUUGGUUAGGAAUGUUUUAUAAUAUCCAUAUAUUAUUUUUCACAGAUCAAAAUGUAGUUUGCUUUUUCAUUUCUUAAUGAAUAAAUGUUUGGGAUUUUUAUUUUCUACUUUUUUGAAGAUGAGCUCCAGGUUUUAUCAUAUAUCCCUUGUAAUUUGAAUUUGUUUGCACUGGUUUAUUUUUAAAGAGCACUCUUGAAAAAAUUCCCCAAUUAUGAUGAUUAUUGUUAACAGCUUUUUCUAUAGUCAUUGUAAAAUUGCUGCUACCAAUAGAUCAUGAUGGAGGGGGAAGUUAUUGAAGAUCAAAUAUGUAAUCAUUUCAAAUAUAAAAUCCAGUUUACUCAUGGAUUUUAGCUAUUUUUUCACUGGGCAAAUUAUACUGCAUUUAUUUAUAAAUGAGUUUAUGCAUUUUCAUGCCUCUUAAUAAAUGUAUUGUUUUCCCUU